AGCGCUACUGACCUCUCCCCACCACACGUACUUUAACCAAUCAGAGCAGAGGGGACUCUGCUCUACAAGUAUAUAAGAGAAGCAAAAGGACCGUUGCGUCACUGUAGUUUCGGAGUUUGACCAAAUCGUACUUUAUUCUUAACGACAUGGCUCGUACUAAACAAACUGCUCGUAAAUCUACCGGUGGGAAGGCUCCCCGGAAACAGUUAGCUACCAAAGCUGCUCGUAAAAGUGCGCCUGCAACGGGAGGAGUGAAGAAACCUCAUCGUUAUAGGCCUGGAACUGUAGCACUCAGAGAAAUUCGAAGAUACCAAAAAAGUACGGAACUCUUAAUCCGUAAAUUACCUUUCCAACGUCUCGUACGUGAAAUAGCUCAAGACUUCAAAACCGAUCUUCGUUUCCAAAGUUCUGCUGUAAUGGCUUUGCAAGAAGCCAGCGAAGCUUACCUUGUUGGACUUUUCGAGGAUACCAACUUGUGUGCUAUUCAUGCCAAACGAGUUACAAUCAUGCCAAAGGACAUCCAACUCGCUCGUCGUAUUCGUGGAGAAAGAGCUUAAGUUUUAAGGCGCUCCGCCUUUUACACAACAAUCGGCCCUUUUCAGGGCCCCAUUUUUUUUAAAUCGAAGAACACUUUGGUGAUCAUUUUAUUAAAACUUCAAAUAUACUAUACCCAUAUCAUUAUAAACUGUAAUUUCCACCUUUCAAAAAGAAUCAUAAAAUUAGGUUCAAAAAGAUAUUUUUACCAUGAAAGUGAAAUCCUGCAUGUAUACUAUAAUAAACUCAAUUUGGAAUUUAGUUCGAAGGGAUUUACACGUCUUAAGUAAAAAGUAUUGAAAAAAUAAUAUGUAACUAACUUCUAAUUUUUUAUAAAAUUGUUGUAGCUGCAGGGAGCCGAGAUUUUCUAAUAUAAAGUAGAUCCUAAGUAUUCGGCAGAAUGUCUGUAACGAAUGUUGCGCAGCUACGUUAGUGCUGUUCUUUGUUCGUAGCUAUACAGUUUGCCUUUGAGUAAAAUCCCGAACAUGCCGAUAUUUGUCCGGUCGUUGUAAAAUACCGUGUUCAUCGUAAUAAAUUAA
Molecule: messenger RNA, 1073 nt
Organism: Osmia lignaria (orchard mason bee)
Lineage: Eukaryota; Metazoa; Arthropoda; Insecta; Hymenoptera; Megachilidae
Source: RefSeq, a predicted model, not a curated record